Molecule: messenger RNA, 447 nt
Organism: Suillus paluster
Lineage: Eukaryota; Fungi; Basidiomycota; Agaricomycetes; Boletales; Suillaceae
Exons: 2
Coding region: 1-447 (148 amino acids)
Source: RefSeq, a predicted model, not a curated record
AUGCCAAUGCUACCCAGGCUGACGCCCCAGCUGCUACUCCCAAUCCCACCACUACCACUGCAGCAGCAGCAACCAUCAAUACUACUGCAGCAACUUCCACUGCCCUCCAAUGCCCUCAAUGAGAGCGUCAAUGGCAAUGCUGAAUUCUUCAACAUCAAUGAAAUCAGCGCUAAUGAUGGGGAGGAUGGUGCUCCCAUAAUAGUUGCACCUAAUCCAGCCCCUAGCCCACUUCAAACAGGCGAUGGUGCCCUCAAUUCUACUCCAAUCAGUCCCUUGGCCACUGCCCCAACUAAUCCUUUGGCCACCACCCCAACUAAUCCCUUGGCCACCGCCCCAACUAAUCCCUUGGCAACCGCCCCAACCAAUCCCUUUGCCACGACCUUAGUGAAUCCCUUCGCUAUGACUCCAUCCAAUCCUUUGGCCACCCAUGACGGGAAAAGAAAAUGA